This is a messenger RNA of Microdochium trichocladiopsis, 1815 nucleotides long. RefSeq names its product peptidase family M48-domain-containing protein. Gene Ontology annotation, molecular function: metalloendopeptidase activity. Gene Ontology annotation, biological process: protein quality control for misfolded or incompletely synthesized proteins; mitochondrial protein processing. The transcript has 3 exons. The record is from RefSeq and is a predicted model, not a curated record. The coding region runs from base 123 to 1403 and encodes 426 amino acids. Gene Ontology annotation, cellular component: mitochondrial inner membrane. NCBI's taxonomy places the organism in Eukaryota, Fungi, Ascomycota, Sordariomycetes, Xylariales, Microdochiaceae.
CAAUCAGGACCGCCGCAGCCAACGCCCAGUCUCCCGGCAUCCAGCAGGUCGCCAAUCGCGCCGCAGAAAGCACGCGACGAGGACCAGAGGGUCUCGAUGCGCUGACCCCGGCUGCGGCGAGGAUGCGGACAUUUCGAGCCUUGCAGCCCGUGGUGGGUUGCCCGUCAGCAGCAGCAGCAGCAGCAGCAGCAGCAGCAGCACCGCACCGACUGCUUGCGUCCCGAGUACGAUGCCUACACGCCUCUCAGCAGCAGCGAUGCUUCUCCCGGAGCCCCAGGCGGCCCCAACAGUGGGAAUGGCCGGAGGACCACCCGAACCACCCGAAUAACCGCGAUCGCAAACCCUCGGACCGCACGGGCACAGGCAGCAGCAGCAGCGGCAGCGGUGGCGGCGGCCGGGACGAGAACAGAACGUACUGGUACUACUACGACAGCCUGGCCGGCAGCCGCGGCGGCAAAGGUCGCGUGCGGCUGGACCCGUAUGAGGAACUGCGGCGCGCGAAGCCGCUCACGACGACGAGCCGCAUCGGCCGCGUCGCGCGGGCGCCGAGCUCCAAGGCGAUCGCUGUGCUCGCGGUGGCGGGAGCCUUUGCGUUCUACUUUGCCAACAUGCAGACGGUGCCCGUGUCCGGGCGGCGGCGGUUCAACUGCUUCAGCCAGGAGUCGGUGGAGAAGGUCGCCGACGAGCAGGUCAAGCGCAUCAUAUACGACGUUGAGCGGCAGGGGGGCAGGUUCCUAGGCGACUGGGACUGGCGCGUGCAGAUGGUCAAGAGGGUGAUGAAGAGGCUGAUUCCAGUGUCUGGCAUGGAGGAUGCCAAUUGGGAGAUCAGAGUGAUUGAUGAUCCUGGCACUGCAAAUGCCUUUGUACUCCCUGGAGGCAAGGUGUUUGUGCACAGUGGCCUACUACCGAUCGCGAGGAACGAAGAUGGCCUGGCGGCGGUCCUGGGCCACGAGAUCGCACACAACCUCGCAGAACACGUUGCGGAGCGCAUGUCGGGCCAGAUUGGAACCAACAUCCUGCUGGGCUCGGUGAUCCUGCUGACCGGCGGAUUCGCCCUCAUCGGUGGCUACUGGCUGGGCAACUCGAUCCUGGACCUGCUGUUUGGCCGGCCUAUGGGACGCAGACAGGAGACAGAGGCGGACUACAUUGGCCUUAUGAUGAUGUCGGAGGCUUGCUACGAUCCACGGCAAGCUCUUGCGUUUUGGAAGCGGAUGGAAAGGCAGCAACAGCUCGAGCCGCCCGAGUGGCUCAGCACACACCCAUCGAACCACAAUCGGAUCCAAAAGAUUUCCGAGUGGAUGCCGCAAGCCCUGGAGAAGAUGGAGAAGAGCGACUGUCAAGGAACAUCGGCAUUCGCCGACCUGUUCAAGAGAGCGUUGGAACGGGGAGUGAUUAUACAAUAGAUGGUUGCACAAAAUGUCAGUCAGACUUCAGCCAAGCUCGUUGCCCUCCAGAGAAUCUGCUGCAUGUACAAAUACGACCAGCAAGCAUUUACACACCACACGUGUCGCGCUUGACGAGCACAUGAAGAAUCGAAUGCUCCCUUUGUCUAUGCGGAGCAAGCAAGCGACCCCAGGCACGCCGGCCGGGGCAGAGACGGCCUCGGCCGUGCCAUCCACGUUGCCCUAGCCAAUCCGGGCUCUGGGAUUCGAAAUGGGCGGUGGAGACUUAACACUGUCGGCGUGGGACCUGCCUGGGGGCGAGGCCUGCCAUGGGUUGUGCCGAGGUCCGCGCCUCGUUCUCCAGGCCGCUGGUUGCGGGUCCCUCCCGCCCAGCCUGGGGAAGGAGCGUCACUGGCCUUGCCCAGGCGCCUGC